Molecule: messenger RNA, 2784 nt
Organism: Gossypium raimondii (Peruvian cotton)
Lineage: Eukaryota; Viridiplantae; Streptophyta; Magnoliopsida; Malvales; Malvaceae
Exons: 10
Coding region: 238-2487 (749 amino acids)
Molecular function (GO): DNA binding; protein binding
Source: RefSeq, a predicted model, not a curated record
GUACGGGUUUUUCAUUUCUUUCUUCUCCUUUCUAUUUUCUACCAGUAUUUUGAGUAGUAAUGGUUUUUUGGCAUUCCCUUUUAUCAACACUUUGAAAAAAAUUCCAACAGAGCUGCAUUCAAGGGGUUUUGAGGUUCUAAUAAGGUAUGUUCAUCCUUGGGUUGUUUUUAUUUUUUCAAAAAAGAAAAGGGUUUUGGAUAAUUCUUGUUUAUUUCCCUAGAAAAAUUUUGAACGAAAAUGGCAAGGAAAAACACGAGAAAAAAAGAAGAAAUCGCUGAAGAUUACUGCUUUUUUUGCAAAGAUGGUGGUUUGCUCAGGGUUUGUGAUUAUAAGAACUGUCUCAAAAGUUUUCAUCCUCAAUGUGUAGGAAGGGAUGAUUCUCUAUUGGAAACCGAUGAACGCUGGUUUUGUGGUUGGCACUUUUGUUUCAUUUGCAGUAAACCUGCAAAAUUUCAUUGCUUUUGUUGUCCAUCUGCCGUAUGCGGGCGUUGUUUAUGUGACGUUGAAUUCGCAAUAGUCAAAGGGAAAAGGGCUUUUUGCAAUACGUGUUUAGAACUUGCUUUGCUUAUUGAAGACAAGAAGAAUGUCAAUGCCAAUGGGGUGAAAGUAGAUUUUAACGAUAGAGAAACAUAUGAAUUUCUUUUCAAGGGCUAUUGGGAAUGGGUGAAGGAAAAAGAAGGCUUAACUUCGAAACAACUGCAUUCCUCGGAUCGGUUGUUGAAGGAUGGUAAUAACUAUGAUUUUCAAACGAACUGUAAUCAUAGAGAAGAAGAUACUGGGGAUUUUGAAGAUGAUAGUAUAUCGGAAGGUGAUGAUUGGGCUGAUAAUCAAGCACAACGUAAAAAAGAAAAGAAAGGAAAACUUUCUUUGAGUAACAGAAAGAGAAAAUCGAAGAAAAUGAAAUACAUUGGAUGGGCAUCAAAACAACUUACCGAAUUCCUAAUAUUCGUUGGUAAAGACGUGAAGCAAGAGUUGUCUCAAUACGAUGUUGCAACCAUAGUUACUGAAUACUGCAAGGAGCACGAGUUGUUUCACCCGGAAAAAAAGAAGACGGUUAUUUGUGAUGAAAGAUUACAGUCUCUUUUAGGAAGGAAAUCGGUUAAUAGAAACGGUAUCUAUAAGCUACUAACGAUUCAUUUUUCCGAGAACUUGGAGCAAUCAGAAGAUUCGGUUUGUUUUAGUUCGAAAGAAGAUGAUAAUGUCUCUGUGCCUUGUAAAAAAAGGCAGAGAAAGUCAAGUCCGGAUCGGAAGUUAGAGGAACAAGAAACAGUUACAAGUCCAUCAGAAAGCUGUUUGGCAGCUAUUGUUUCGAGAAACAUUAAGCUCAUCUAUCUGAAGAAGAGUUUGGUGCUGGAGCUAGCACAGCUUGAUACAUUUUACGAUAAAAUGGUCAGAAGUUUCGUGAGGGUAAAAUCGGACCCAAAUGACUAUUUUCAGAAGAACUCUCACAUGCUAGUGCAAGUUAAAGGUAUAAAGGACACUUCAAUGAAGGAAAAGACGAAUUCUACGAUUCUCUUGCAAGUUUCUAACAUGGUAAAAGAUAUUCCUAUUUGCAAACUAUCGGAUGAUGACUUCACUGAGGAAGAAAUUGAGGAUUUAAAUCGGCGAAUGAGAACUCGCAUGCUUGAAAGGCCAACCGUUCUGGAGUUUGAGCAGAAAGCUAGAAGCUUACACGAGGAUAUAACGAAACAUUGGAUUACGAAAGAGUUGGAUUUAUUACGAAGUCAGAUCAACCGGGCAAACGAGAAAGGAUGGAGGAGAGAGCUCUCCGAGUACAUGUAUAAAAUGCAACUGCUUCAGACACCUUCAGAACAAUCACGCCUAAUUCAUGAGGUUCCAGAAGUGGUUGCGGAGCCUGAACCUGCCUCCGUGGACUCACCAAGAGAAUAUAGAGAAGAGCAUAAAACAUCAGUGGAACCAAUAGCCGCAAGACCAGUUUCUAAAAUUCGAAAAUGCAGUUCGGAGAACAAUGUCGUCCCUUGUUGCCGGAACGAUGGAAUGAAUGCUGCAGAAGGAAAGCAACAAGACCUGAAGAAGCCGAUUAUUUCUGGGAACCAAAACUCUCAACAAGUAAAGCCGAGCUGUCCCGGGACAUCCGUUCUUCACUUAUCACCCCAAGAAGAAUCAAAUCAACAUAAACAUGGUGAGAUGGGGGAAAAACUACCUCAGCCCGUUGAUAUCAUUGAGCAUUCAAAGUUGUUAAACCGCAAAGUCGAGGUGAUCGAAUUAAGCGACGAUGAAACAGAACAUGCUAGUCCUGCACUGAUCCAUAAAACAUUACAGGAUCAUGAUUGUUCUAUAUGGUAUUGCAUUGGUCCUCAAGGUAACACCAGGGGACCGUACUCAAUGAAAGUACUUAAACAAUGGAGCGAAUCAAGCUCGAGCUGUUAUGAGUUACGGUUACGGUUCAAAGUUUUCAAGAGUGGUCAGAGACCAGAAGAUGCAUUGCUUCUCACUGAUGCUAUUCAACAGUACUUUAACUGUUAGUUAAAAAAGGUAAAAAUAUUUUUUGACCAAUCAAAGCUUCUGUUUCUUUUUGAAAGUUUGAUAGUUUGUUGUAAAUGAUGAACAACAGCAUGAACUUUAUUUCAUUUUUUGCUGUUCUAAGAAAAUCCCAUAACAAAAAACUGGGGCUGUUCAUGUUUUGUUUUGAAACUGAAACUUCCUUUGUUUGUGGGAUUGAAAAAGGUCAAAUUUAAUGAGUAGUCCUUGUACUUAGCUCAAAGUUGUGGGAUUAGUUUUCUUUUUUUUAGCUUCAAAAAGGUUAGAAUAUGCUCCAAUAUC